Messenger RNA from Kickxella alabastrina, 3011 nucleotides. RefSeq lists its product as uncharacterized. Gene Ontology annotation, cellular component: cytoplasm. Gene Ontology annotation, molecular function: ATP binding; protein serine/threonine kinase activity. NCBI's taxonomy places the organism in Eukaryota, Fungi, Kickxellomycota, Kickxellomycetes, Kickxellales, Kickxellaceae. The record is from RefSeq and is a predicted model, not a curated record. Gene Ontology annotation, biological process: regulation of MAPK cascade; intracellular signal transduction; protein phosphorylation. Bases 372 to 3005 code for a protein of 877 amino acids. The transcript is spliced from 6 exons.
CACACACAUACACACUUGCUUGCUCGUUCGCUCGCUCGUUUUUGCACAGCCAAUACAUUUUGCUUUUUGAAAGCAAUCUCGGCCAACGGUUUUGCUCACUUUAUUUUCCCUUUUUCUCUACUUUCCAGCCAUCAACACACCCGCCCCUCUUUUUCUCUCUUUCGUGUUAUUCUUUUUUUGGCCCUUUCUUUUUUCGGCACACUUGGUCCUUUUUAUUUUAUUUUUACCCGCCCUAUUUUCUCUUUUUUAUUUUUACACACGCACACUCACAGACACUCCACUCGACCUUGUGCACCUCUCCCCUACCAAAGCAUUUAUCCCUUAUUUUUUUCAUAAUCAACGGGAAUCGGCAUAAAAGACAUUCUUGCGAGAUGAACGAAGGAAACUUACACGGGCAAGGCGGUCUGCCGUUGGGUGCGCCUGAUGGCUUGUCGGGAUAUACAGGAACCAACCACGAUACCUUUUACGAGGUGCACGAAGGAGACCUUGACUUUUCCGAAACCGGCCACCGAGACAACCUCGAGCCCUUCAUUCCUCGGCGCAGCGCCCCGGCGCCGCCCAACGCCAAGCACUCUGCAGCGAGCUCGCAGAUGGCGGCGGCCUCUGCCGGUGCCAACAGCGGCGCAGCAUACUCCAAUGGCAGCAGCAUCCCCUCUUCGAAGGAGCCUCGCAUCAUGGUUCCCACGCGUCAGGCGCCCCCACCGCCCAAGAAGACCGGCCUGGGCCCAGGUGGCGGCAGCGCCAGCGGCGGCAGUACCCUGCAGCGCAGCAAGACCACAGGCGCCUCGACGCUGCCCACGCGCAAGUACUCUGAUGGAAGGCCCCUGAACAGCACGUACCUGGGCCAGCUGGAGCCUGUUCACUCGGACACCAACCAGACCAACAAGUCGUUCAAGGGCGCUGUCAACAAGCUGUUCUCGUCUAUGUUUGACUCGCUAUCUGGAGAGAGCCGGUCCGAGAUCUCUGCUCCGUACAACCCCAUCCAUCUCACACAUGUCGGUUUCAACAAUGAGACUGGCGAGUUCACGGGACUGCCACGUGAAUGGUCUAUUAUGCUCCGCGAGGCCGGCAUCUCCAAGCAAGAUCAGGAGGCCAAUCCGCAGGCCGUUGUCGAGGUGAUGCGCUUCUACCAGGAGAACACGAAGCACCACGACGACAACGUGUGGAUGAAGAUGGCUUCCCUGGAGAAGAGUCUGCUGGAAACUGACGCUGGACGCCAGUUGACUCAGGCGUCGUCACAGAGCGUCUCGUUUGCAACAAAGGAGACCAAGGGCUCGCCCCCGCCCCAACUGCCACAAAUCGGCGACCCCUCGACGAAUAAAAUGCCAGCCAAUAUUAACACGGGCUACCCCAAACCCGACCAGUCCUCCCGCGCCGACCAGUACUCGCCCCAGUACCAUUCUGCGAGCGCCGCUGGCCCUCCUGUUCAAGCGCCGUAUCGCCAUCAGCAUUCUGGAAGCGAUGGCUCGAAGCCCCCUGUUCCCAAUGGUGCCGGUGCCGGUGCCGGUGGUAUCAACCAGCUGCAGCGCGCGUAUGACGAGGAUGCCGAUCAGACUAGGUAUCGCCAGCCGCAGCCGCAGUGGCAGAACGCGGCCAAGGCUAAGCCUGGAUAUGGUCAGCAGAACUACCAGCCACAGCCUGCUGCGCCCUUGUCGUCGGCUCAGCUUAACAGCAAGUCCUCGCAGAAUAUUCCUCCGCAACAGCAGCAGCAACCUCAGCAGCAGCAGCAGAUGUCUCAGCAAGCACAGGAGCAGCAUCAGAGUGCACUCAAGCGUGGCCUUACAUUGCCGAGCAAUCCCAGGGAUCAAAUGACGCACCAGCAGCAGCAGUACGCUGCCCAGCACCAGCAGGCUUCAGCCUCGUCUUCAGGCCUGAAGAAGCAGUCUAGCAGCCACCAGCUGAAGCGCGGCCCAGCACCCAACCCGUAUGCCCAGCAGCCGGUGCCCCAGGUCCAGCAGGCAGUCUACCAGUCCAAGCCGCCCGUUCAGCAGCAGCCCAGCAUGCAGCCUGCUGGCGUACAGCGUCACAAGACUAUGCCUAAGACCACCCCGUCUGGCGCCCUGCAGCACCCAUCGCAGCAGCCGCAUAUGCCAAUGCAGCCGACGCCGCCGACGAGCAACCCGGCCAGCAACGGCGGGGCUCAGCACCAACCGUCGACAGAUGAGGUUGUCGACCGCCUGAAGCAGAUCUGCAAUCCUAACGACCCCAUGCUGCUGUAUCGCAACUUUGUCAAGAUUGGACAGGGAGCUUCUGGCGGUGUCUACACUGCGCAGCCAGUGGGUAGCCCAAAUAUCGUUGCCAUCAAGCAGAUGAACCUGGAGAAGCAGCCCAAGAAGGACCUGAUCAUCAACGAGAUCCUUGUGAUGCGGGAGAGCAAGCACAAGAACAUCGUCAAUUUUAUCGACAGCUUUCUGCACCGCGGCGACCUCUGGGUGGUCAUGGAGUAUAUGGAGGGCGGCAGUCUGACGGACGUCGUGACUAACAAUCUGAUGACCGAGGGCCAGAUUGCCACGGUGUGUCGCGAGACGCUGGAGGGACUCGAGCAUUUGCAUGCCAAGGGUGUCAUCCACAGAGAUAUUAAGUCAGACAACGUGCUGCUGUCGAUGAACGGCGACAUCAAGCUUACUGAUUUCGGGUUCUGUGCCCAGCUGACGGAGAGCAUGGCCAAGCGCACAACAAUGGUGGGCACGCCCUACUGGAUGUCUCCCGAGGUUGUCGAUGUCUGGUCGCUGGGUAUCAUGGCCAUUGAGAUGGUUGAGGGCGAGCCACCGUAUUUGAACGAAAACCCCCUGCGUGCAUUGUACUUGAUUGCCACUACGGGGACACCCAAGAUUCAGAAUCCCGAGAGCCUGUCGCCUAUUUUUAGGGACUUCCUUGGCCAGGCCCUGGAGGUCAGUGCCGAAAAGCGGCCUAAUGCUACAGAACUCCUGCGCCAUCCGUUCUUGCAGAAAGCUGAUCCUCUGCGCUCCCUGGCCCACUUAUCCGGGCUGCUCUAUUGGGGAUAAUUAGCU